AUGGUCAAACAGUUUCUUUCCAAUCGUGAAUCGCUAGCAGUUGUGAAAGGCUGCCUGAUGAUUCCGAACAGCCAACGAAUACUCGAGCAACUUUACCGAGGGCACCCUGGCAUCGAAAGGGUGAAAGCUGUGGCCCGGAGCUACGUGUUUUGGUCCAAAAUCGUUGAAUGCAUCACGGAGUACAUCGAGCGUUGCAGCAGCUGUGCCAGCUUCCUGGGAACGAAUUCAUCUCGAUUUCGCUGGUCCAUUCUUCAACCAACAUUUCCUGAUUGUCGUCGAGUUAGGAACGAGCUGUUCUCUAGGUUUAGCGUUCCAGAAACAAUCGUAACUGACAACGGAACGCAAUUUACAUCUGCAAAUCCAAUGGUAUCCAACACCUGCGAACUGCACCAUACCAUCCUCAAUCAAACGGGAAAGCAGAAAGGUUUGUCGAUACGAUGA
Uranotaenia lowii is the source of this 441-nucleotide messenger RNA. RefSeq lists its product as uncharacterized. The coding region runs from base 1 to 441 and encodes 146 amino acids. The record is from RefSeq and is a predicted model, not a curated record. NCBI's taxonomy places the organism in Eukaryota, Metazoa, Arthropoda, Insecta, Diptera, Culicidae. Gene Ontology annotation, molecular function: nucleic acid binding. The transcript has a single exon.